Messenger RNA from Daphnia pulex (common water flea), 6000 nucleotides. RefSeq lists its product as uncharacterized. The transcript has 12 exons. The record is from RefSeq and is a predicted model, not a curated record. Gene Ontology annotation, molecular function: DNA-binding transcription factor activity, RNA polymerase II-specific. Gene Ontology annotation, cellular component: nucleus. Gene Ontology annotation, biological process: regulation of transcription by RNA polymerase II. The coding region runs from base 144 to 3242 and encodes 1032 amino acids. NCBI's taxonomy places the organism in Eukaryota, Metazoa, Arthropoda, Branchiopoda, Diplostraca, Daphniidae.
AGCGCGAAAAGUGUCUGGAAGCCAGUGGAAGCCCUUAUUCUCUAGUUGUUCAUUUCAUCCAACACAGCCGUGAACCGACCAGGCAUCUAUUGCUCUGAUUUCAUUUUAAUGUUUUAUGGUUUUAUGCUUGAUGCUUGAGCUUGAUGCUUAAUGCACAAAGCACAAUGUUGACUUCUGUACAACGUACCCUAAAUGAAGUUUACCCAAUUAGCUACCCCUUUGGUAAUACCCGAAGUAAAAAUGUGUUGCAAGACUUCUGUUGCGAAGAAGGUCCUUGCACUUCAUCCUUGAAGGUUCUUUUUCUGGGCAGUUUUGACCUUAGUAACACUCUUCAGGUAGCAAGAAAUGAUAGGUUCGAUGGCAUGCAAAUCCAUCUUACCAACCUAAAUCCAUCAGUGGUAGCUCGGAACAUCACUAUUUUGGAAAUAAUAUCAGCCCCUGAUUUCAAUCCUGAAGACGGUGAAGACUUUGCUUUCCUUUGGGAUGUUUGGUAUAAUCUUGAAUGGCCAAAAGUCACCCGUAAGAGAUUUCAAGGAGUUUUGAAGGACCUGUUGAAUGAUUCGUUCCCUGAAAAUGUCUCAGUCCCCAAAACUAAACAUUCUGAAAUGUUGAAGAAGGUGUGGAGUUCUUGGCUUUCUGUUUUGUCACAAACUGAAUCUGAAGAUAGUUUUUUAGUGAAAAAAGUAGGCUUGGAAAGGAAACUGAAUGUCUGUAAACACUGGGGCCACAUCACUGAAGGGAAAAUGGAAAACGCGAAAAAUGUUGGUUUUUCGACGAUCAUUGAUGUAUUAGCUUCUAGCCUGGAAAAAAGUAUUGGGCUUGAAGGGUUAAAAGAUUCAGCGAGGCAGAAUAUCCGUGAAGAAGCUAAGCGCUAUUUUGAAAAAGGUAGCUGUCGACUUGAAAACGAUAUCAAGCUCGUGUGUCUUAAUCCAACAUUGCUUGACCAAGAAACGCUCAGCUAUAAUCUUCAAAGUUCCCUGUGCCCCUUUGAUGGAUACUUGCCGCUACUUGAAGAAGAACUGGACACUUCAAUCAAGAGCAAGAUGAUGAUACGUUCCUGCCAGAAAAUUCUCAAAAAGCUUCUUUCUUUUUAUCGAAAACGCCUCAUCAACGGGAAAACCUUCGAAUUGUUCUUCUAUUUGGAGGAUGCCAUAGAGUUCUGCUAUUCUGAAAACGUCAACAAGUUCGACGUAAUUGACUGCUCUAACAUUGCAGAUCAUGUCGGAUUAGCGAAUUUGAUCCUCGCAUGCAGCGGGAAGUUGUCCGAUAAUCCAUCAGCAAUGUUGUUCACCGAAACUUUUCAUUGGUUCGACUUUGGAAUGGGAUCAGUGAAGUUAUACGUCGAGAACGCCCUUUGUUGCCCGUUGAGCAUGAUCCCAACUACAUAUGGAUUGCGUCUCAAAAGCCGCAUCGAACUAGGAUUGCCUGAGUUGCUGCGACGUUUGAUGGCGCCCAUUAACAUUUGCUGGCAACGAGCACCUCCCUUUCGUAACGUUGUCAUGUCACCCUCUUCUGCACUUAGCGGGUUCCUGGAUCAGUUAGCGAACGUUUGCUUUGAUGCAAAGUUUCCUUUACAGAUCACAGGUAUCCCUCCCGGAGCCGGAUGUGGCAUGUUGCUGUAUACCCCGCAAACGUUCAGCUACGUAGUGAACUCGAUGAUUCAACGGCUUGGAAGAGACCACUGGUUGAAGAAAGAUGUCCGGUCGGCCGAGAUGCAUCCUCAUUUUCAAUUAGCUAGACAAACACUUGAUUCCUGGAAAGAUGGCCAGAAGAUUCUUAAAAUCUCCGCAACUAUUCCUACUGCGUCUUCAAACAAACUGUCUUCUCUAAUAGGGAUUCCAAGCAUUCGAUUGAUACUCCUGCCAAAAGCGAAGAAAGGGAACUGCUAUGAAUUUUUUGGACCAGAUGUCCAUUUCAUCGACAACUUUCAAUUGGAACUGGAGAAGACCUCAACCGGAUUCCAAAACGUUUCAAUUUCCUUUCUCCUGAUUCCUAAUCACGGGCUCGAAGAAACUCAUCGUGCCAUCAUCGUUGAUAUAACGAAUGGAUCAGAAUUUCUCGUCUUUGAGUCGUUUGAAUCAGUGCAGGUCGAGGACUGGAGUUUUCCUUAUCCGUUUAUUCCUUCGAGAAACCAACGAGAGGAUCCCUCUCCUGAAGAAUUUCACAUGGAGGUUGACAGUUGCGUCGAGUCCGAAGAUCAGUUCCAUCUGAAAAUAAAUGUUAUUUCAUCCAAAAGUGUCUCAGGCUUAAAAGUAGAAACGAAUGUUCGGGCGCCUUGUGAAUCCUGCCACGAGAUUACUUUGUCACUGAACCAGCCUGACAAUUUCAAGCCGUUAGUGCUUUCACUUCCUUAUCCAAUCCUUGUCGAUGGCAUCCGCGCUACCCUUAAUCUCAAAAGCCGCCAUGUUGAUUUAGUGCUAAAGAAAGCAUUGUGGGAACCAUGGCCGUGUGAGUACCGACCUGCUGACAAUUUGCACAACGUCUUAGAUCCAGAUCAACUAAAACCUUGGAAAGAAGAAUCCCUCCAACAUUCUUUGAAGAAUCACAUUAGAAACCAGUUCAACAUUAAUGUUGUGAAUAAUGUUUCCCUAAUGAAACAAUCCCCUUUGAAUGUUGUUCGAUUUGUUAUGAAUGUUCUGUUUUCGGAUAUCUCUCGUAAAAAGCCCUCUCGUUGUUUCACCAUCAAACGGACGAAUGCACCAACACCCGACUGGAUCUUUCUAGUCCAUCGUCCUGUUUCAACAACUCCGACGGGCAGACCAUUCCUUUUGCUUUCGGCGUUUGAUUUCCAAUUGGCUUUAAAACUCAUUGCUGGCGGCAAAUUGAGCGAGGAAAAGAAUGAAGAGAAUUUCCAGCGAAUUUUCCCUGGCGGCAUGAAAGGAACGAGCAUUCCGAUUCAAACGGCUGAAGAUUCGCAGCUUUUGAGAUUCGUCUUGCGGCUCAACAGAACCAAGAUCACACCCAGCAAAUGGCAGAAAAAAAACCUCAUGCUAGGAGAAGAAAGUCCAUGGUUGGCUACAUUCGCCUCACCACUUUAUACCGAUAACCCACAUUUGAAUGUUGAAUCUUUAAAUAGGUCGACUCUAGGUAGAUCCGUGAAUGACAGCAACUGCUGCGCCGCUUGCAAUAAAGUUUCACCAAGUCUAAAACGCUGCAGCCGUUGCCGAAGCACUGUUUAUUGUAGCGUGGAAUGCCAACAUCAACACUGGUCGCAGCAUAAAAUUGUUUGCAAGAAAGUUUGAUUGGAUUUCAUGAAUCGACUGUUCAUCUUAAUGUUAGUCUUUCUCGAAUUGCCUGUUGAAUUCGUUUUCCCUUCUCAAAACCAAAAGCGGUUUUUUUUCAUGCUGUCUUAUGUUUUUAAGCUAAUUUAAACAAGAUAAUUUUUUGUGUGUUUUCUAAUACAGAAAAGAAAAAAAAUUGUUACGUUGUUUCUUGAGAAAGAAUCGUUGUAAAUUCGGUCGGUAAUUUCGUAUGCGGCUGUUUUUUAUAUUGGCAACACCGCUUCACAAUUCUCAUAAAAGUUCGUCUGCACGUUAAUGGUUUCUGUAAUUCCGUUCCUCGUCGAAGUCCUAACAUAAAAAUUUUCGAAGGAUUUUCAAUUCAGCAUCAUGAUAUUUUAAAAAAGUCAGCCAUGUCACUGUCAGCAUGUCAGCUAUGGAAUUGUUUUAUGUAGAAUGCGUUGUAAAAUUUUCUUUUCGUUUUUUCUAGUAGUUUCUCUACUGCAUGAGCAAUCGUAAUUCAUUUGUUAGACACUUAAACAAGUCACGUUUUAAGGAAAUGUUUGAAACCACUUUGGAUUCCCAGACUGUAUCGUGAACCACAUCGUAUGACUACAACAGUUGAAGCAUGAAUUCUUCUUGUGUGCAUCGGAUUUUCAAUCUCUGUUCUGUAAGUGGUGGGUGUUGCAAGAAAUUUAUUUUCUCAGGAUCUGUGUCUGGCCAUCAUCUGGCUGCUUCAACAACUCAGUGCAAAAGUUUAACUGUGAACAUGAGUCUUGAGAUUAUUGGGUUCACAAGUGUGAGUGGCAAGUAACACUCUGACUUCUCCCCAGAAAAUGUAUCAACUGCCAGCAAACUUGCAGAUGAUGGAUUUGAAAAGAUUAUAGCUUUGAAAGCUUUUCAGUUUCCUCCAGAUCUCAAUUUUGGUAAUCAAGUUUAAGAUCUCCUUCAUCGGGGUGAUGUGACGAACCAUUUAAAUUCGGCUAGUCAACAUUCCGUUUUUAUGCUUAUCCGUUUGGAGUAGGAAAUCUCUUAUUACUCAAAUAUAUUUACUGAAUAAUUAUUCAGUAAAGACAGUUUAUCCCGUUUCCCCCGACUCGUGUGCUUGAACCUCUAAGACGCGACUUACUUGAAAGACAAUAUUGCGCAAACGAUGUAGGAAAAGAAGAGGGCGAGAAAAAUAACGCGAUUGCUGUAUUGAGUAGCGCAUCAAAACGGAGUUUAGUUCGUCUUCUGUUCACUGUCUUACUAAUUCGUUCCAUACACUGGAUGGUACCGUCCAUCAGAUUGGAUCUGCAGAACGCACAGUCGCGGAAGUAAGGCGGUUGUGCUGCCACAUCUUUCUACAGUAAAUGCAAUGGCAGGUUGAUCAUCUAUGUCAUCCUCCAAUUAGAAUUGAAGGUGAAUCUGGACUUUCGGCCAGUGUAGCAAAGACCGGACGCCAGGUUUUGUUCCAACUCCACAACUUGCCAAACAUCUGGCAGCCUGUCUUCAAUCCUAAAAGUUACGCACCCUUUCCAAGCCGUUAGAAAGUGAUAUUUUCUAUGUUUUGAGCGUUCCCCCGUCGUAUUAGCCAAUUUUGAUUCCGAUUUUUUUACCGACUGUUAUCUGAUGUGAAUUUAUCGGAUGAAGAACCGGAAAAGAAGUCGGAAUUGGUGACUCUAGUAAUGCUACAAGUUUUCCUUAUUAAAGUGACGUUAACGUGACUUUAUCUGUGGUCACAAAAUGACUAGCAGCAACCGCUUUGGCUCUCUUUAGUCUUUAGUUCUUUACAAAGAUGCGGACGUUUUUUUUUUUUUUUAAAUUGCGUAAUAGGAAAUGGCAAUGUUGUUCGUUCCUUUAAAUAUGGCUGCUAGUAUUCGUUUAUUCGACACGAGAAUCGACAGCAACUGACAGCACUACGUAGAAGCCGUCCCGUCCUGUUUGUAGAAGAUAUACUCCAUUUAAAUUUUUGAUUCAAACAGCAGUGUAACAGCCGAGCUUUCUUAUGUAGUUGUCAGUUUUAUGUGAAAUGUUUGGCUGGACGCCAAAUUAGAACCGUUCGUGAAUGUUGAGAAAUGUAUCGCUUCUAGGUGUAUUUGUGUCUUACAGGUGGCGGAGUGUCUGUUCGUGAGUGAAUGAAGCAAGUUCGCCAUUUGCUUUUGAGACGGUGGACCACAGGUGGACGGAAAUGUCAAAUGUGAUGCUGUGUUUUUUGUUUUGUUUUUACAUGUUAAAAUGCUGAAGUAAUUUCACACAAUUCGACCAAGCUGAAUCGAAAGUGAACAACUCUUAAAGCAACAUGUCGAAGAUCUUCUUUCUUCUGCCAUUUUCUACGUGAUAGCUGCCAUGUCAUAAAGAUGCGUCUUUGAGACAGUCUCACUAUAUUGCAAGACAAAAGUGUGAUGAAAAUAGGAAUACUGAAAUGAUUUCCAUGGUCAGUUUGAUGUUUGAGCUGCCUAUGGUGUUGCUGUUUGGUGUACAGUGGUUUUGCAGUCAUUUUCCAGUUGAGAGAUAUUCUGAAAUGGAGCUUGUGGAGACUUGCAGUUCAACAUCAUACUAUAAUGUGUUAUUUGCCUAUGUUGGUGUCCAUGCAGUAUAUGCAGUGAUGAACAGUUGGGCUAGUCAAUGUUGCCUGUGGCCGUCUGGCUUAUUUUAUCGGCUGCAUUUUGUCGAUAUGUCUUCUCUUGCUACCUGUACCGUCGUUGAGUUGAUUCGUUUGCCGCCGUUCCUUAGACUUGAUCCACCGGUGAAACUAAGAAGACGUUGCUGAAAUUCAAGAUUGAUCAAAAAACUAUGUAGA